AUUACAAAAAAGGAUUGUGGGUAGUAAGUGUGCGAUGAGGAAACGUACUCUUCAGCCACACUUAAAAGUACGGUUGAACGGGAGCAGUCAAUAACAGCAUUUUCCAAAUUACGCGUACAGUGCCGGAUUUAAAUUUGUGAAUAAAAUGCUGCCGCUAUCGUUGUUGAAGACAGCCCAGAACCAUCCAAUGCUGGUGGAGUUGAAGAAUGGGGAGACAUACAACGGUCACCUAGUCAGUUGUGACAACUGGAUGAAUAUUAACCUGCGAGAAGUCAUCUGCACUUCCAGGGAUGGAGAUAAGUUCUGGAGGAUGCCAGAAUGCUACAUCCGAGGAAGCACCAUCAAGUAUUUGCGUAUUCCAGAUGAAAUUAUCGACAUGGUAAAGGAGGAGGUGGUCUCUAAGGGCCGUGGCCGAGGAGGCAUGCAGCAGAACAAGAUGCAACAAAAAGGAAGAGGAGGGGGUACAGGCAGAGGUGUGUUUGGAGGACGUGGGAGAGGUAUGUCUGGAGCAGGGCGUGGACAGCAGGACAAGAAGCCUGGCAAACCUCAAGGAGGCAAGAACCAGCACUAGAAACAAAGAGAGAAAUGGAUCUUCAUUUGUUUUGAAGAUGAAGUGUCCCUUAUUUCUGAGAUAAGCUGUGGGCCAACAGCAGUCCAGCUAUGCUGGAGAAGAGGAUGCAGAGUUAAGUGUUUUUGUUAACUGUUGUUAUUGCUGAAACUAAGGGUGAUAUGUGGCACCUGACGUGCUUCCGAGAGUCAUUCGUUCAGUUUUAUAAGUAGUAACCGAACAGCUACACAGUGAGAGUCAGAAAUAGUUUUCUUUUUUAAAACAUAGACAUGACUAAUAUGUCCAGCAUGACUUCCCCUUGAUUUCAAAAAGGUUUCCUUUGGUUUUUCAGUUGAUAACUUACUUUCUUAUUGCCUGAUUCAGUGUAAUAUUUUUGGUUUGUUUAGCGUGCCUAUAUCUAUGUGGAUAUCAGCCACCUUCCUUAAACCUAAUUUCACCUGUAUGACCAGAAGUUAAAAAGUGUGAAGUGAAUCGUCAAAUUAAAUUUCCGAAUAUUUGUUAAGGUAAUUUUCAUUGUGGCAAAGUGGAU
Messenger RNA from Scleropages formosus (Asian bonytongue), 1097 nucleotides. It is a transcript of the gene lsm4, whose product is annotated as LSM4 homolog, U6 small nuclear RNA and mRNA degradation associated. Lineage: Eukaryota; Metazoa; Chordata; Actinopteri; Osteoglossiformes; Osteoglossidae. The transcript has 5 exons. Bases 146 to 571 code for a protein of 141 amino acids. The record is from RefSeq and is a predicted model, not a curated record. Gene Ontology annotation, molecular function: RNA binding. Gene Ontology annotation, biological process: mRNA splicing, via spliceosome; nuclear-transcribed mRNA catabolic process.